Corapipo altera (White-ruffed manakin) is the source of this 4168-nucleotide messenger RNA. It is a transcript of the gene PHKA1, whose product is annotated as phosphorylase kinase regulatory subunit alpha 1. Bases 46 to 3777 code for a protein of 1243 amino acids. Gene Ontology annotation, molecular function: calmodulin binding. Gene Ontology annotation, biological process: glycogen metabolic process. Lineage: Eukaryota; Metazoa; Chordata; Aves; Passeriformes; Pipridae. Gene Ontology annotation, cellular component: phosphorylase kinase complex. The transcript has 33 exons. The record is from RefSeq and is a predicted model, not a curated record.
CCCGGCAGUGCCGGUGCCGGUGCCGGUCCCGCCGCCGCCAUCGCCAUGAGGAGCCGGAGCAACUCGGGCGUGCGCCUGGACGGCUAUGGGCGCCUGGUGCAGCAGACCAUCCUCUGCCACCAGGACGCGGUGACGGGGCUGCUCCCCGCCAGCGGCGACCACCGGGACGCCUGGGUCCGGGACAACGUGUACAGCAUCCUGGCGGUCUGGGGGCUCGGCCUGGCCUACCGCAAGAAUGCCGACCGCGACGAGGACAAGGCCAAGGCCUACGAGAUGGAGCAGAGCGUGGUGAAGCUGAUGCGGGGACUGCUCCAGUGCAUGAUGAGACAGGUGGACAAGGUGGAGGCCUUCAAGUACAGCCAGAGCACCAAGGACUGCCUGCAUGCCAAGUAUAACACCCAGACCUGUGCCACCGUGGUGGGAGACAACGAGUGGGGUCACCUACAGCUGGAUGCCACCUCCCUUUACCUGCUCAUGCUGGCGCAAAUGACGGCCUCAGGCCUCCACAUAAUUCACAGCUUGGAUGAAGUCAACUUUAUCCAGAACCUCGUGUUUUACAUUGAAGCCGCCUACAAGACCGCGGACUUCGGGAUUUGGGAGCGCGGGGACAAGACAAACCAGGGCAUCACCGAGUUGAAUGCCAGCUCUGUCGGCAUGGCCAAGGCUGCCCUGGAGGCACUGGAUGAGCUGGAUCUCUUUGGAGCCAAGGGAGGCCCGGAGUCAGUGAUACGGGUGCUGUCAGAUGAGGUGCAGCACUGCCAGUCCAUCCUUCACUCAAUGCUGCCCAGGGCCUCCACAUCCAAGGAGGUGGAUGCCAGCGUGCUCUCUGUCAUCUCCUACCCAGCAUUUGCUGUGGAGGACAGCGAGCUGGUGGAAAUCACCAAGCAGGAGAUCAUCACGAAGCUGCAGGGACGCUAUGGCUGCUGCCGCUUCCUCCGGGAUGGAUACAGGACCCCCAAAGAGGACCCCAAACGUCUCUACUAUGAACCCGCUGAGCUGAAGCUGUUUGAGAACAUCGAGUGCGAGUGGCCUCUCUUCUGGGCAUACUUGAUGAUUGAUGGGAUUUUCAGUGGAAACAUAGAGCAGGUGCAGGAGUACCGGGAAGCCCUUGAGGGGGUUCUCAUCAAGGGGAAGAAUGGGAUACGCCUGAUGCCAGAGCUGUACAGUGUCCCACUGGAUAAGGUGGAUGAGGAGUACAGGAACCCCCACAGUGUGGACAGAAUACCCAUGGGCAAGCUGCCACACAUGUGGGGGCAGUCCCUCUACAUCCUGGGCUGCCUGAUGGCUGAGGGGUUUCUGGCUCCUGGUGAAAUAGAUCCCCUCAACCGCCGGUUCGCGACUGUCCCUAAGCCUGAUGUGGUGGUUCAAGUGUGCAUCCUGGCUGAGACAGAGGGGAUCAAGGAAAUCCUGAAGAAGGAGGGCAUUGAUGUGGAGACUGUGGAAGAUGUCUACCCCAUCAGAGUGCAGCCUGCCCGCAUCCUCAGCCACAUCUAUGCCCGGCUGGGCCGCAACAAGCAGAUGAGCCUGACUGGACGGCCCUACCGGCACAUGGGUGUCCUUGGGACCUCCAAGCUCUACAAAAUCAGGAAGAGCAUCUUUACCUUUACCCCACAGUUCAUAGACCAGCAGCAGUUCUACCUGGCUCUUGACAACAAGAUGAUUGUGGAGAUGCUGAGGACGGACCUCUCCUAUCUCUGCAGCCGCUGGAGAAUGACUGGGCAACCAACCAUCACCUUCCCCGUCUCCCACAUCAUGCUCGAUGAAACCGGCAAUAGUGUGCACCCCACGGUGCUGGCGAUGCUGCGGAAGCUGCAGGACGGGUAUUUCGGUGGCGCAAGGACCCAGACGGGUAAACUGUCGGAGUUCCUGACAACGUCAUGCCGAACACACCUCAGUUUUAUGGACCCUGGGCCAGAGGGUAAGGUCUUUGCCGAGAGUUACAGGCUCUGCAGUGACAGCUUUGAGGAGCUGGACAGCGAGGACUGGCUGCAUGGCUUGCAGGUAGCAGAGGAGGAGGACGCCUACGAUGAGGUUGCCCAGUACCUGGACCACCUGCUGCAGCGCACGACUCCCCAGUCCAACCUGCCCCCCACUGCCCAGCGGGGAGGGCUGAGCCGCUUCCGGACUGCUGUCCAUACCACCCGUGACCUCAUGUCCCUGGCAUCCAAGGCCAAGGACCUGAAUGUCCAGAAUGUUGGGAUGUAUGUCCCCAGCAAGAUCUUCCAGGCAUCCCAAAAGUCGGUUAACCUGUUGGGUUCACCCUGCCAGCAUGACAUGGAUGGCAAGAGCCAUGCAGUCUAUGCAGAGAUGGGCCUGCCCUGUGACAAGGAUGGCAACGUGGACUGCAAGGCACUGGUGGACCAGCUGCGCGUCUGCCCCACGCUGCAGGAGCAAGCAGACAUCCUCUACAUGCUCUACAUGCUCAGGGGGCCCGAGUGGCACACGGGGCUUGAUAGCAAGCCUGGCCCCACUGUCAAGGAGCUCCUGACUGAGCUGUAUGUGCGGGUGGGGGAGACACGCCAGUGGGCCCUGAUCCGCUACAUCUCUGGCAUCCUCAAGAAGAAGGUUGAAGCUCUGGAUGAGGCCUGCACUGACCUCCUGUCUCACCAGAAGCAGUUGACUGUGGGGCUGCCCCCAGAGCCACGUGAAAAGACAAUCUCCGCCCCCGUCCCCUACGAGGAACUCGUUCACCUCAUUGAUGAAGCCAGUGAGAAGAACCUCAGUGUGGCCAUCCUCACCCAGGAGAUCAUGGUGUACUUGGCCAUGUACAUACGCACGCAGCCUGCGCUCUUCGUGGAGAUGUUCCGCCUCCGCAUUGGGCUCAUCAUCCAGGUGAUGGCAACAGAGCUGGCACACUCCCUGCGCUGCUCGGCCACAGAAGCCACAGAGAACCUGAUGAAUCUCAGCCCAUCAGACAUGAAGAGCCUCCUCUACCAUAUCCUCUCUGGCAAGGAGUUCGGGGUGGAAAAGAGCAUGCGUUCAGUGGACUCAUCUGUGGUCACCCCUGCCGUCUCCAUCCGUGACGUAGAGACUGCUGGGGCCACCAGAUCUGAGCGCUCUGGCCUUGUCAAGCUGAAAAGUGAAAUCAGACAGCAAUUGAAUAAACGUAGGCAGUCUAUGCCUGGGAGUAAGCCCGUCAGUUUGCAGUCCAGGGACAUCGACCUCAAGUCCUCUCUGUCUGCUGGGCACACAGAGCUGCUGGACAAGGACUCCUUUUCAAGCAUGCUGGAAGACCAGGGCAGUAAGGACAGCCGGCAGGGCCAGUGGCAGCGGAGGCGGCGGCUGGACGGGGCCCUCAACCGUGUCCCUGUGGGCUUCUACCAGAAGGUCUGGAAGGUCCUGCAGAAGUGCCAUGGCCUCUCUGUGGAGGGCUUUGUUCUUCCCUCCUCAACAACCAGAGAGAUGACCCCAGGGGAAAUGAAGUUUGCUGCGCAUGUGGAGUCUGUCCUCAACCGCGUGCCCCAGCCAGAGUACAGGCAGCUUCUGGUGGAAGCUAUCUUGGUGCUCACCAUGCUGGUGGACAUGGAGGUGCACACCAUCGGUGGCAUCAUACCUGUGGAAAAGAUCUUGCACAGAGCCAACGACCUCUUCUAUGAGGAGCAGAAAGCCCUGGGCGCUGACGACCAGAUGUUGGAGAGGGAUCCUUCGACAGGCAUCUGCAUCCUGCUGUACGACAGUGCCCCGAGCGGCCGCUUUGGCACCAUGACCUACCUGUCCAAGUCGGUGGCCUUGUACGUGUACGACUUCCUGCCCACAGACAGCUGCUCCAUGCAGUAGCUCUCGCAGCUCCUCGCUGGGCUGCAGAUGCUGCGGGGAGGGUUGUUUCGUACAGCUUGUAAAGAGGAACACUAGGUUAGUUUGCAGGCAGCCUGCUUGGCCAUCUCUCCUCCCAGCCCUGGCCUCUCAGUGGGUGAGCGGCCCUCUGAGGAGCCCCGCAGGAGGCACGUGUCCUAAAGUGACCUGUGCCUAUGUGGCCUGAGGAGCAGGGGAAAGGCUGAGCUUUGAAGCCUGCUUGUGUUAAAAGUGUCUGCCUGCAUGGCUCCUCCUGAGCCAUCACCCCCAGAGGGACCUCUGUUUGAGGCAGUUGACCAGACCUGCGUGCUCAGCACUGCAGUGCUCCAUGACCAGCUCAUACUCUCCCUGCCUCCAGCAGGUUUGCAGUUUUUAA